Lutra lutra (Eurasian river otter) is the source of this 3776-nucleotide messenger RNA. It is a transcript of the gene RIC8B, whose product is annotated as RIC8 guanine nucleotide exchange factor B. The record is from RefSeq and is a predicted model, not a curated record. Bases 467 to 2149 code for a protein of 560 amino acids. Gene Ontology annotation, biological process: G protein-coupled receptor signaling pathway. The transcript is spliced from 10 exons. Gene Ontology annotation, cellular component: plasma membrane; cytoplasm. NCBI's taxonomy places the organism in Eukaryota, Metazoa, Chordata, Mammalia, Carnivora, Mustelidae. Gene Ontology annotation, molecular function: G-protein alpha-subunit binding; guanyl-nucleotide exchange factor activity.
UUAGGUGCUGGCUCUUAGAGGGGAGGAGAAGAGCCGGGUCGCUCUCGUCAGCUGAGAAGAAUGAUUCAUAGAGGAGGGUCAGGAGAGAAAAACAGUUCUGUCUGCAAGCGCCCACUUAAAAGGCUGGACUCUUCUCCGAGGGAGGGAGAGGCAGGAGAGUAAGCCAGGCCUCGGGACUGACCCCGCCUCAGGCCGCUCGUCAGGCCUCUAUCGAGUCCUGGGCCUUGACGGGGGCGGCCGCGAGGCGCCGGUUGCUGGGGGACCGUGACGUCGCGGGGUGAAAGUUGAGGGGCGGUGACGUCGGCCCAGCCCGGGCGGAGGCUGGCGGGUUGGAGGCAGGAGGGAGGGAGGGAAAGAGGGAAGGAAGGAAGCUGGGAACGAGCGAGCGAGCGGGGGCGCGAGGCGUUUACCUGGAGGCAGCGGCUUGGGCGCGCAGAGCGGCCGCCGCUCCCCCGCACCUGCGGCCAUGGAUGAGGAGCGCGCCCUCUACAUCGUCCGGGCCGGCGAGGCGGGGGCUAUCGAGCGGGUCCUGAGGGAUUACAGCGAUAAGCAUAGGGCUACUUUCAAAUUUGAAUCAACAGAUGAAGAUAAAAGAAAGAAACUCUGUGAAGGCAUAUUUAAAGUCCUUGUAAAGGAUAUCCCAACAACAUGUCAAGUGUCCUGCCUGGAAGUUCUCCGCAUUCUCUCCAGAGACAAAAAGGUUUUAGUUCCUGUAACAACCAAGGAAAAUAUGCAGAUACUGCUGCGAUUAGCCAAGCUAAAUGAGUCGGAUGAUUCUUUGGAGAAGGUGUCAGAGUUCCCAGUUAUUGUGGAGUCAUUAAAAUGUCUGUGUAACAUAGUGUUCAACAGUCAGAUGGCACAGCAGCUCAGCCUGGAACUUAACCUUGCUGCAAAGCUCUGUAACCUCCUGAGAAAGUGCAAGGACCGAAAGUUUAUCAAUGACAUUAAGUGCUUUGACUUGCGCUUGCUCUUCCUCCUGUCACUUUUGCACACCGACAUCAGGUCACAAUUGCGCUACGAGCUCCAGGGACUACCGCUGCUAACCCAGAUCUUGGAAAGUGCCUUUAGCAUCAAGUGGACCGAUGAAUAUGAAUCGGCCAUAGACCAUAAUGGACCUCCUCUCUCACCUCAGGAGACAGACUGUGCCAUUGAGGCCCUCAAAGCUCUCUUCAAUGUGACGGUAGACAGUUGGAAGGUGCAUAAAGAGAGUGAUUCUCAUCAGUUCCGUGUCAUGGCAGCUGUCCUUCGCCAUUGUUUACUAAUCGUAGGUCCAACCGAAGACAAAACAGAAGAGCUGCACAGCAAUGCAGUCAACCUUUUAAGCAAUGUUCCGGUCUCUUGUUUGGAUGUUCUCAUUUGUCCAUUAACCCAUGAAGAAACAGCCCAAGAGGCAACGACACUAGAUGAACUGCCCAGUGAUAAAACGGAUGAAAAAGAAACUGUUUUGAAAAAGAAUACCAUGGUAUACAAUGGUAUGAAUAUGGAAGCCAUUCAUGUUUUACUCAAUUUUAUGGAGAAGAGAAUAGACAAGGGAAGCAGCUAUAGAGAAGGUCUAACUCCAGUUCUCAGCUUAUUAACAGAAUGUUCCCGAGCCCAUCGAAACAUCAGAAAAUUUCUCAAAGAUCAGGUUUUACCACCAUUGAGGGAUGUGACAAAUCGACCUGAAGUUGGCUCAACUGUGAGAAAUAAGCUGGUGCGCCUCAUGACACAUGUUGACCUUGGAGUCAAGCAAAUUGCUGCUGAAUUCCUUUUUGUCCUUUGCAAAGAGAGAGUGGACAGCCUGCUGAAAUACACUGGCUAUGGGAAUGCUGCAGGACUGUUGGCGGCCAGGGGCCUCUUGGCUGGAGGAAGAGGCGAUAACUGGUACUCAGAGGAUGAGGACACAGACACUGAAGAAUACAAAAAUGCAAAACCAAACAUUAAUCUUAUCACUGGUCAUUUAGAGGAACCAAUGCCAAACCCCAUAGAUGAAAUGACAGAAGAACAAAAAGAAUAUGAAGCCAUGAAACUUGUCAACAUGCUUGAUAAACUUUCCAGAGAGGAGUUGCUUAAACCAAUGGGACUAAAACCUGAUGGGACAAUAACGCCUUUGGAGGAAGCACUCAACCAGUACUCUGUCAUCGAAGAGACCAGCUCUGACACAGACUAAAAGCGUCACCUGCCCAACUCAAUAUUGCUUUUAUCAGCAUCUUUUCUCUGUAGCUCCAGGGGAGUCUUUUCUCUAAAACAUUUAUGCCCUUGCUUUGGCUAGAAACACAUUAACUGGUUUACUCACUGAGAAUCCAGCAUAUCUGAGAAGUGAUCCUGUGUUCUCGCGAGACCGAGGCGUUCGUCCCGCGCUGCAGUCGGACGGAGCGGCAGGGGCUGCCCGUGGACCGAGAGGAGCUCCGUUUCAUCCGGAUGGAACUGAAGGACUUCAUCUGAUAAGGCAGCCCUGGCUGAAUGUGGCCGUUCUGCUCGCCUAGGUUCUUGGAAGAUUUAAUCGUGGCCUUCCUCUCGCCUGUGAAAGCUGCCUCUUCCGAAUCUCUCCAGCAGACGGAGGCCCGGGAGAAGCAGAACGAGCCUCCACGUAAGGGCUGAGGCAAGUGACUUGCUAGAUCAGGACUGACUACAUGGAAGCCAAGCAGCUGCUCCAUAAACCUAGCCCCACUCUUCAUUUCAGUUUUGUACAAAUACGUGGAAGUGCACACACAAACACACACACACACAGCCCCAGGCGUGCAAACUGAUUACACUCUGAAAGUUUGUAGGUCCCUUAUCGAGAACUUCAGAAUACAUUUCUCCCUAUAAAGGUUAUAAAUGAUGGUUUAGUUCUGAGGCAGCUACAGAUGCCUAUUUAUUCCUUAUGUACCUUAACACUAGUACCAGAGAACUGAACCCCCAUCUGUAUCAUUGCAUGGGAGCAUGCAUUCUGAGGUCCAACUCGGGGUGCCAGGGACACACGUCCUCCAACCCAGCAGAGCAGUGGGGACUCCCGGCGUGCUGGGAGUUCUCCUGUGGCCUCUGCUGGGGCUGGAGGGGGUCAGCGGCACCCAUUUGUACAUACAGGUCAUUCAUAGGUCACAGGUUGUACAUUGGGGACUGUGUGUGCGCUUGUGUGUUCGACCUUUCUACCACAUGUGAUCAGUUUAAUGGUAACUUUAUUUAUUUAAAAAAAAAGAAACACAAAUAGUUACUGUUAAACUGAUUAAGGCUGUUUAUUUUUACUUUUAGAAUUGGUCAUACGAAGAAGUAGAAUAUGAAUCCUGCAAUAGACAGUGGGCCUAGUUUUCAGUGGCUAAAGCUGAAAGGGGUUGGUUUCCUUGUGUAUAUGUACGCAUGUAUGUACACAUUCGUACGUACAUACAUGCAUACAUAUACACACGUAGAUAAUGUGCUUAACCACUGCCUUUUAAAACUUUAAAUUAAAUAAAACAUUGGGGUUGAUUCAAUUUAGCCAUCUGUGUGUGUUUCUUUAUAGAUACAUGGGGCAAACAAUAUUUCAGAGUUCAUGCAUUUUUAAAGUGUUUUCACAUCCAUUAUCUCACCAUAACACCCCUUCUAAGGAUAGGUAAAGUACAUGUAUUGGUGGAAAAUGUCAUUUAUCCAGAGAUCCCUUCUCUGCCAAAAGAACGGUUCAAGGAUGGAGUUUUUAAAGGCCUUUGAGCUGCCAAAGAGAUCAUUAGAGUUUCUUGUAAUCUAUUCAUAGGAGAGAUCCUCAAGAAUCUCUCCUUUUACCCCUUUACUAAAAUUUGCAUACAUUUCUAACAGAUUUAUUUUUUUCAAGCCCAUUUAAA